Cyprinodon variegatus (sheepshead minnow) is the source of this 1843-nucleotide messenger RNA. RefSeq names its product sec1 family domain containing 1 (gene scfd1). Gene Ontology annotation, cellular component: Golgi membrane; cytosol. Bases 56 to 1708 code for a protein of 550 amino acids. NCBI's taxonomy places the organism in Eukaryota, Metazoa, Chordata, Actinopteri, Cyprinodontiformes, Cyprinodontidae. Gene Ontology annotation, molecular function: syntaxin binding. The transcript has 22 exons. Gene Ontology annotation, biological process: intracellular protein transport; endoplasmic reticulum to Golgi vesicle-mediated transport. The record is from RefSeq and is a predicted model, not a curated record.
GCUUCUUCACUCAGACAGAGAUCCUAUUCCAGAUGUUCCAGCCAUCUACUUCCUGAUGCCCACAGAGGAGAACAUCGACAGGAUUUGUCAGGAUCUGAGGAACCAGCUGUAUGAGUCGUACUACCUGAACUUCAUCUCUGCCAUCAGUCGGAGUAAACUGGAGGAUAUUGCCAGCGCUGCUCUGGCGGCCAACGCAGUCAGCCAAGUAACCAAGGUGUUUGAUCAGUACCUGAACUUCAUCACCCUGGAGGAUGACAUGUUUAUCCUGUGCCACCAGAACAAGGAGCUCAUCUCCUACCACGCCAUCAACAGAUCAGACAUCCAGGACACGGACAUGGAGGCCAUCAUGGACACCAUCGUAGACAGCCUGUUUUGCUUCUUUGUGACUCUGGGUGCUGUGCCGAUCAUCCGAUGCCCCAGAGGAAACGCUGCAGAGAUGGUGGCCAUGAAGCUGGAUAAAAAGCUGCGUGAGAACCUGCGAGAUGCCAGAAACAGUCUGUUUACUGGGGACAGUAUGACUGUUGGACAGUUCAGCUUCCAGAGACCCCUCCUGGUUUUGGCAGACCGUAACAUGGACAUGGCCACGCCCCUUCACCACACCUGGACCUAUCAGGCCCUGAUCCACGAUGUCCUGGACUUCCAUUUGAACAGGGUGUUGAUGGAGGAGGGCGGGGGGGCCGAUCCAUCUCACGCUGGUGCCAGACCAAAGAAGAAGACCAAGAAGAUGUAUGACCUCACUGCUGCUGAUAAGUUCUGGCAGAAACACAAGGGCAGUCCGUUCCCAGAGGUGGCGGAGUCGGUUCAGGAGGAGCUGGAUGCCUACAGAACUCAGGAGGAUGAAGUGAAACGCCUGAAAAGCAUCAUGGGGUUGGAUGGCGAGGAUGAAGGAGCCAUCAGCAUGCUGUCAGACAACACAGCCAAGCUCACCUCUGCUGUGAGCUCUCUGCCGGAGCUCCUGGAGAAGAAAAGACUGAUAGAUCUUCACACAAACGUUGCCACUGCAGUCCUCGACCACAUUAAGAGCCGUAAAUUGGAUGUUUACUUUGAGUAUGAAGAGAAGCUGAUGAGCAAGUCAACCAUAGAUAAAUCUCUGCUGGACAUCAUCAGCGACCCAGAUGCCGGGACCCCAGAGGAUAAAAUGAGACUCUUCCUGAUCUUCUACAUCACUGCUCAGCAGGUUCCUUCAGAGUCUGAUUUGGAUCAGUACAGGAAGGCUCUGCUGGACGCCGGCUGUGACCUUUCACCUCUCAACUACAUCAAACAGUGGAAGGCUUUCACUAAAAUGGCUGCUAACCCCGCUAACUACGGCAACAGUGGAGUCAAACCGAUGGGGCUCUUCUCCAGAGUAAUGAAUACCGGCUCCCAGUUCGUCAUGGAGGGGGUGAAGAACCUGGUGCUCAAACAGCAUAACCUUCCAGUCACCCGGAUCCUGGACAACCUGAUGGAAAUGAAGUCUCAUCCUGAAACAGAUGAUUAUCGCUACUUUGACCCAAAGAUGCUGCGAGGCAGUGAGAGCUCCAUUCCCAGGAACAAGAACCCAUUUCAGGAGGCCAUCGUGUUUGUGGUCGGAGGAGGGAACUACAUCGAGUACCAGAACCUGGUGGACUACACUAAGUCCAAACCAGGGAGGAAGGUGGUUUAUGGCUGCAGCGAGCUCUUCAACGCGGCUCAGUUCAUGAAACAGCUCUCCCAGCUCGGACAGAAGUGACCCGUUCCAUAAAAACAAGCAUCCCGCUUCCUGUCUCACCUGUUUUAUAUCUGCCCUCUUCUGUAAAUGAUUAAACUCAAUGUUUCCAUCUUUGUAAAUUCUGUUAACUCCUAAUAAACCUGUGAAUCAGCUGCU